Messenger RNA from Amoebophrya sp. A120, 914 nucleotides. The record is from the annotation of a GenBank genome assembly. NCBI's taxonomy places the organism in Eukaryota, Dinophyceae, Syndiniales, Amoebophryaceae.
GCCGAAUCCCGACCCCAGGAGCCUUUGUCGGGGGCCCCUGGACUAUGACGGUCGGGUUCGGUUCACUUGCUACGCGGGACGCCGGCUCCUUAUUGUCUUUUAGCGUCUUCCGGCCAGUGGGGGGGACGGCAAACGCCGUUCGUCGGCAGCAGCAGGUAGUCUCUGCUUCCAGGGCCCGGCUGGAGGGCUAGAGCAGCGGGUUAUCCUCCGGUGGCGCGGUGGUCGUGUCACCGUCGUAUCACUUUCCAGAACUGGCGACCCUCCCACGCAGCAGAUCGCUCGCGACAACUGCAAGAAGCAAAAUCACCAGUAACAGCCCCCGGGCUUCCUUCCUUCUUGUGGUUACCCAGACUAUGUCGGCCUGCUCUGGGUCACUGGUUGUUUCCUUUUGUCGCGCUGCUGGCUGGGUCCCAAGAAGAUGGCUGCACUCGGAAGCUGUCCAAAGCCAGUGGGUGGUGCAGGCUCGGGUGGAAGCUGCAAACCCGAUGACUGCAAACCCGAUGACAGCAAUAAACUGGUGCCGAAGGGACUUCAACACGGAGACGACCAAGAGAGAACGCGGAGUUGGACAACCAUCAUGCUUUGUGAUGGAGUUUCAAAAAAUUCCCGGCUCUCAGUUCUCUCAGAAAAAAGUCCAAACGAGGACUCCCACACGCCGUGGGCACGGUGCAAUUAUUUCAACCGUGUUAAAUAAAACAGUAGUGUUCAUCUUCAGUGCAAGAAGUAUCUAUAAAGUUAAACGUAUGGUAAUGGUUCUUUUUACGCUCUUUACUCAAUGCUGGUUCUUGCUUUUUACGCUGGUUCUUAUUUUUACGCUGGUUCUUCUUCUUGCUCUUACGCUGGUUCUUCCUCAACAUCCUUUUCGAAAUAUACACACCAAAUUGUUCUUGCUCCUUUCGCAACAAACGACGUAG